Phalaenopsis equestris is the source of this 1077-nucleotide messenger RNA. RefSeq names its product putative quinone-oxidoreductase homolog, chloroplastic. Lineage: Eukaryota; Viridiplantae; Streptophyta; Magnoliopsida; Asparagales; Orchidaceae. Gene Ontology annotation, molecular function: oxidoreductase activity. The record is from RefSeq and is a predicted model, not a curated record.
CAUGUUGAGGUGCAAGUUCCUUUGCCAAAGAAAGACGAGGUCUUGCUAAAGCUGGAAGCAGCGAGCUUGAAUCCCGUUGAUUGGAAAACUCAGAAAGGAAACCUUUGGCCACUGUUUCCACUCAGAUUUCCAUUUAUACCAGUUACUGAUGUUGCCGGAGAGGUUAUUGAUGUUGGUUCUGCAGUCAAGAACUUCAAAAUUGGAGACAAAGUUGUAUCUAUGCUCAAUUUUAUGAAAGGAGGUGGGCUUGCAGAAUAUGCAGUUGCCUCAUCCACCCUAACAGUUCACAGACCACCUGAGGUAUCCCCAGCUGAAGGCGCAGGUCUACCCAUAGCUGCUUCCACGGCUCUCCAAGCACUCAAAUCCGCCGGAGCCAAGUUCGACGGCACGAGCAAGCCCCUCAACAUCCUCAUAACGGCUGCCUCCGGGGGCGUUGGACACUAUGCAGUGCAGCUUGCAAAGCUUGCGAACCUCAAUGUGACGGCAACCUGCGGCGCUCGAAACAUGGAAUUGGUCAAGAGCUUAGGUGCAGAUGAGGUUCUCGACUACAAGAGCUCGGAUGGCGAAAUGUUACAGAGUCCAUCAGGUAAGAAAUAUGAUGCAGUGAUACAAUGUGCAGCCGGCGUCGAAUGGUCAGUUUUUGAGGCGAAUCUGAGCGAGAAUGGGAAGGUGGUGGUUGUCACACCCAAUCCCAUGACCUUUGUGAAGUACGCUCUGAAGAGGCUUAGUUUUGCUAAGAAGGCGGCAGUGCCGAUGGUUCUGAUGCCGAAGGAGGAGGAUUUGAGGUUUUUGGUUGGGUUGGUGAAGGAAGGGAAGAUGAAGACGGUGGUGGACUCUAAGCAUUUGCUGAGCAAUGCAGGGGAUGCAUGGGCUAAAUGUAUUGAUGGGCAUGCUACAGGUAAGAUUGUUAUUGAGAUGUAAGGUGUGUGAUAGAAGCUGGAAUUUGAUGUUUGAGAGAAAUUUAUGUGGAUUUAUUGGAUGAAAUAGUAAAAAGAAUGAUGCUGUAAACAAGGUAAAUUUGUUGUUGUUGUUGUUUUUUUUGUUUUUUACAGAGUUUCGGAGUCUUCUUUGGUUUGA